AUGCGGCCGCCGCUGACCCCGAUGCGAUCCGGGCUGUGGCCCGCCCGCCGGGGAGUCGGGGUCCUCGGUCGCCAGCUCGGGGAGGCGCCGCCGCGCGGAACUGCCGGAGGGCCGAGGCGGCCUGGCGGGAGGCCGGACGCCGGAGGCGCUAGGCGUGGUUGCGGGCUCCUCCUCAGCACCUCUCCGACCAUGGCUGCUAGCUCCGCCGCGCCGCGCCGGGCUCCUCCUCGCUGGUCCACUGCACGGGAGGGAUUUAUACAAUCUGGUGAAGUCCAUAUAUUUGGUUAUGCUAGAUCAAAUCUUUCUGAUGAUGGGUUGAGAGAACGCAUUCGUGGGUAUCUCAAAGGAGCCCCAGAAGAUCUUUCAGGAUUUUUGCAAUUAAUAAAAUAUGUCAGUGGUUCCUAUGACACUGGAGAAGGAUUUGAGAAACUGAACAAGGCAAUAUCAGAGUAUGAGGCGUCAAACAAAUCAGGAAGCUAUCGCAGGCUCUUUUAUUUGGCAUUGCCUCCAUCUGUCUACCCUUCAGUGUGCAAAAUGAUCAGAACAUAUUGCAUGAAUCCAUCUUCUCACCCUGGAUGGACCAGAGUCAUUGUUGAGAAGCCCUUUGGAAAGGACUUGGAUUCCGCUGAAGAAUUAAGUGCCCAACUUGGGGAGCUAUUCGAAGAACACCAACUAUACAGAAUAGACCAUUACCUGGGAAAAGAGUUGGUCCAAAACUUGCUUGUCCUUCGUUUUGCCAACCGCUUGUUCUUGCCUCUUUGGAACCGCGACAAUAUUGAUAAUAUACAGAUUGUAUUCAGGGAGGACUUUGGAACUGAAGGGCGUGGAGGAUAUUUCGACCAAUAUGGAAUCAUUCGUGAUAUCAUUCAGAAUCAUUUACUGCAGGUUUUCUGUUUGGUUGCGAUGGAAAAGCCUGUCUCCCUUAAGCCUGAGCACAUCAGAGAUGAGAAAGUCAAGGUUCUGCAAUCUGUGAACCCUAUUAAGCCUGAAGAGGUAGUCCUCGGGCAAUACGAUGGCUACAAGGAUGACCCUACAGUGCCAGAUGACUCAAAUACCCCAACUUUUGCAUCUGUUGUUCUUCGGGUACACAAUGAAAGAUGGGAAGGUGUUCCUUUCAUUCUUAAAGCUGGUAAAGCAUUGAGCUCAAGGAAAGCAGAAGUUCGGGUGCAAUUCAAGGAUGUUCCUGGUGACAUUUUUAGAAGUAAGAAGCAAGGGAGAAAUGAGUUUGUUAUACGCCUCCAACCAUCAGAAGCCAUGUACAUGAAGCUAACUGUUAAGAAGCCUGGGUUGGAAAUGGCUACUGAACAAAGUGAACUUGAUCUGUCAUAUGGGAUGCGGUACCAAAAUGUCAAAAUUCCUGAGGCAUAUGAACGCCUUAUCUUGGAUACAAUAAGAGGAGACCAGCAGCACUUCGUUCGCAGAGAUGAGCUAAAGGCUGCUUGGCAGAUUUUCACUCCUUUGCUGCACGACAUUGACGACGGCAAGCUGAAGCCCCGCCCAUAUGAACCUGGCAGCCGAGGUCCUAAGGAAGCCGACGAACUGAGCGCGAGAGUUGGAUAUGUGCAGACCCACGGUUACGUAUGGGUACCACCGACCCUUGCAUAG
Miscanthus lutarioriparius is the source of this 1605-nucleotide messenger RNA. NCBI's taxonomy places the organism in Eukaryota, Viridiplantae, Streptophyta, Magnoliopsida, Poales, Poaceae. The record is from the annotation of a GenBank genome assembly.